AGUGGGCCAGUGAGUCGCUGUACAAGACAUGAAGACGUAUUUUAUCAUCGCUGUUUUGGCUGCAGCGGUAACUUCAAACGUAAUUGGAGUUCUAUCUUCGCCACCGAGUUUACCCAAAGAAAGAAUUCAGCUACAAUGCCUUCACAACUUCAUCUUUUUGAAAAUCGACUUAGGAGACAUUCCUAACAUCGAGCCAUCUACUCUGCGUUUACGGCGGUUAUCAUGUAAGCCAUACUCUGUCGCAAACGGCAGUGCUUUCUUUAGAGUACCUUUUCGAGGCUGCGGGACAACUCGCGGAACCCGAGGCCACCACAUUUCUUUUUCAAAUGCUGUGGAGAAUUCUGCGAGAUCACUUAAUGAAUCACAUGUGGGAGUAUCGCAAGGGCUCAAAUUGCACGUUCCUUUCACGUGUUACUACCGUUCAAAGUACACCAUAACUGUGCAGGAGGCAAAGGGAAAUAUAACGAGAAAUCACAGUGCAAGGAAACAAAAGAUUGAAGGUCAUGCAACGAGGUCAAGACCAGUCCCAGUGCGAUCUUCGUCUGAUAGAAAAGUGACGUCCCUUCCUUACAGCAUUUUGUCUGUUGUGUUCGUGUUUUCAUCACCUGUCUUCAAAUGACGUUUGCUCCAUCUGCCAUAGUCUAGCUAUGGAUAUAUCAACAAAGUUGAAAUGGUAAAUUGGCCACCGUAACGACUGCAAAAGCUGUUAGAGAGAAGAGAGCUAAACAAAAACAAUAUAAAAAUAAACAAAACAAAACAACAUAAAAAAAAGUGGAUAGGAACGCACCCAUUUUUCCCUUCCCAUAGCCCCUCGUGCUUAGCGCUUGUCACCAGGUUCUUAUACCCAAUGUUGUUUCUAAGUUUCUUGGGAAAAGCUUGGCGAAGAGGCUAAAAUGAUUCAGUUCUUGUUAGGGCUUGAUCCAAUACGCAUCACGAGCUCCGUUCUGGGCGAUAUGUGUUUAUUGAGCUUUCCAGACGUACAUGUACUUUGGGCGACAAGAAGCCUCUCGAUCACAUAAUUAUGUAAAAG
Messenger RNA from Stylophora pistillata, 1030 nucleotides. RefSeq lists its product as uncharacterized. The record is from RefSeq and is a predicted model, not a curated record. NCBI's taxonomy places the organism in Eukaryota, Metazoa, Cnidaria, Anthozoa, Scleractinia, Pocilloporidae.